CCAUGUUGGCGAAUAGAAAAGUAUCAAUUAAACGCUAUAAGUUGUUUAAAUAAAAUCAACAAAGUAAAAAAAUCUAAAACCAAAAAUGGGCUGCAAGGGAUGCAAUAAUAACUGCCAAUGCUCUGCCAUCAAAUGUGGUGACAACUGUGCCUGCAGCACUCAAUGCAAGUGUGUUUGCAAAAAUGGACCCAAGGAUAAAUGUUGCGAAAAUAAAAAUUAAAUAUGUAUGCAUAUUUUAAAAAAAGUUAAAAUCGUAAUUAUUUUUUGAUUUUAAUGUGAAUUAAAUAAAAUAUAAAGUGAAUA
Molecule: messenger RNA, 303 nt
Organism: Lucilia sericata (common green bottle fly)
Lineage: Eukaryota; Metazoa; Arthropoda; Insecta; Diptera; Calliphoridae
Product: metallothionein-4-like
Exons: 2
Coding region: 86-220 (44 amino acids)
Molecular function (GO): metal ion binding
Source: RefSeq, a predicted model, not a curated record